AUGAUUAUGAUUAUAGGCGCUGACUACGAGUGCGAGAUGAUCGGCUUCAUUGUGGGCCACACCGAUGAUGUUGAGGACGCCGACAACGUGGAUGAGCGACACAUGUUCUCUGAACUCCAUGAGCUGGACCCAUCUAAACUUGGGCAUGAUUUCUUAGGAUGGACCUCGAUGUACGAUGGCAAGCCGAUCGACCGCGCGGAAAUGUGCGAAUGGCUUGAUGAUACCAUUGCGACGAUCGUCGACGACCGGCCCCUGGGUCAUGUCCUGGAGAUUGGUACUGGAACUGGCAUGGUGCUGUUCAAUCUUCCAGACCAGCUCGAGAGUUAUGUCGGCAUCGAGCCUUCACAAUCCGCAGCCACAUUCGUCACACGCAUGGCCAAUGCCAUACCACAUCUCGCUGGCAGAACCACUGUACAUGUGGGCAGCGCUUCGGAUGUUGGUAAGCUCGACGGACUGAGGCCUGAUGUGGUGGUCAUCAACUCUGUGGCCCAGUAUUUCCCGUCUCGUGAUUAUCUGGAAAACGUCGUGCACACGCUGACGCAGCUUCCGGGCGUCUCUCGACUUGUCUUUGGAGAUUUACGAUCUGGAGCAACUGGGAACAGCUGCGGGCUUCCGGACGGAGGUCAGUUGGGCUCGACAGCACUCACAACAGGGCGCCUUCGACGUGGUCUUCCAUCGACAUCGAUCCUCUUACGGGGACAAAUCUCGAGUACUCUUCCACUUUCCUACAGAGCCCCCGGCGACCAUCUCAAACAUGGCAAGAUCAAGGACUCGGUGCGUGAGCACUUACAAUCCAAGCUGCCAUCCUAUAUGGUGCCCACUGCCUUCGUUGUGAUGGAUGCACUUCCUCUCAAUGCAAAUGGAAAAGUCGAUCACGCUACUGCCCGGACAUACUGCGACUACAAAUACCAUCUUCCGGCCAUUCGCCGCUGUUUUGGGAAUGCACCCUCAUUCUACUCCGGCGCCUGCCAGGGGCAGAAUCCAUCAUCGCUGAUCGAUCCCCUUCCCAUCCAAUACUGCGAUUUUCUGGACGGCACAAGGAACGGGAAUACUGGACUCGUCUCAUUGCAGACAGUCGUCCGGCGGAAUUGCCGACAGACUACAACCGACCGCGAGUUCCAACUGGCGACGCGGAUACGUACGAAUUUGCAAGGCGUGGAAGCAGAGACAAUCAAGCCUGUGAACCCGACGACACGCUUUGAUCUUGAACUCCAUAUCAAUCAUGCUGGGCAGAGGCUUGAGGGGACUGUGCUUUACGCCCGAGCAUUGUAUCACGCUCGCACAAUCAGCUCACUGUGCUCCAUCUUCCAGGAGCUCCUCCGCCGCGGGUUGAGGGAACCGCACGUCCACGUGCACGCCCUUGAGCUAUCCGAUGGUGUUGCAUAUAACCACAAGCAAGAGUUCUUCAACAUCGAGUAUACCGACUUUCCCUGUGAUGCCAGUGUUGUUGAGCUGUUCCGCGAACAAGCGAUCAGACAGCCAGAUGCAAUGGCAGUCCGGCACGACUCGGGCUGGCUCAGCUAUGCGCAGCUUGACCGUUUGUCCGAAAAGCUCUCCAGAUGGCUGCUUUCUCGUCAUCCCACCCCAAGCGGGCUCGUUGCUGUUCAUAUGCCUCGAUCUUGCGAAGCGAUCGUCGCAUUCAUGGGCAUCAUGAAGGCGGGAUUGGCGUAUCUGCCUCUGGACGUCAACGCUCCGGUCGGUCGAACUCGGAAGAUUCUCUCGCUGGCGCCAGUGUGUAAACUGGUGCUCAUCUCGAACGAGCUCUUGCCAGAAUCAGCGUUAUGCCGCGCAGAACCACCUGCCAAUGUCCACUUCGCCGAUAUUGCAGACGCUCUGGCCACACACGAGCGCAUCGAUGUGACUACGGCACCAGUAGAGAUCAGAGCGACUGAUCUGGCGUAUUGCAUCUUUACGUCUGGCAGCCAUACGCCUAUAAUCACAAUCAUAGUCAAUAAUAAAGCAAAAUAA
Messenger RNA from Pseudocercospora fijiensis CIRAD86, 1968 nucleotides. RefSeq lists its product as uncharacterized. NCBI's taxonomy places the organism in Eukaryota, Fungi, Ascomycota, Dothideomycetes, Mycosphaerellales, Mycosphaerellaceae. Bases 1 to 1968 code for a protein of 655 amino acids. Gene Ontology annotation, molecular function: phosphopantetheine binding. The record is from RefSeq and is a predicted model, not a curated record. Gene Ontology annotation, cellular component: cytosol; cytoplasm. The transcript is spliced from 9 exons. Gene Ontology annotation, biological process: secondary metabolite biosynthetic process; amino acid activation for nonribosomal peptide biosynthetic process.